UCCAAUCAACGCUAGACUUAGAUAACACCCGAAUCGUACAAUUGGAUUUUUGUAUCGUUCGUUAUCAGUGGAUAGUAGCUAAAAUGAAACAUUGCUUCCUACUAGUGACAAUUUUAACUAUUACGCGAGCCGAAUGGAUUGAUAUCGACUGGUCCAAGGUGAAACCAAUUGAGGCGUUCGAUCACUACUGGGCCCGUCUGCCGGCAGAGUGGCAAUUCUUGCGUCACCAAAUACCGAAUCAACGCAUCACCAAUGGUCGGGAAGCGGCACCAGGGCAGUUCCCGUAUCAGGUCGCUUUGCUCAGUCAGUAUGCUGAAUCAACGGCCCUUUGCGGAGGGUCGAUAUUGACGAGCAACUAUGUUUUGACGGCAGCUCAUUGCGUACAGGAUGCUCUCGGCGGAACCGCCAUCCUAGGAGCGCACAAUCGAAUGGCCAAUGAGGAUAGCCAGCAGAGAAUUGGAUUCGGAAUGAGCGGAAUUACUCUCCAUUCUGAAUAUUCCCCUACUAACCUACGAAACGAUAUCGCCGUUGUUCAGCUGAACAACCCAAUCGAAUUCAACGAACGUGUUCAACCUGUUAUUCUGCCAACAGCGACCGAUAACCGAACCUUUUCUGGAAUGACUGGAACCGUGUCCGGAUUCGGGGUAACCUCAGACGGCAGUCAGACAGCCUCCAAUGUGGUAAGGUUCACUGCCAACCCGAUUAUAACCCAUGCGACCUGUUUGGAAACCUGGGGCAGUAAUUCCAGCGUUAUUCAGGAACAAAACAUGUGCCUAUCCGGUGCUGGAGGUCGUUCAACGUGCAGCGGUGAUUCCGGCAGUCCACUGACUGUGGUUUCUGAUACAACUUUGCAGGUCGGAAUCGCAUCGUUUACAUCGCCAUUGGGUUGUACAAUCGGGUUGCCGUCCGUAUUUGCGCGGAUUUCAUUUUUCCGCGAGUGGAUUUUAGGUAAUUCGGAUUAUUCGUAGCAGGUGAUGGAGAAUGUGCUGCAAGUCGCUUUUGAAGACUAUUUUUGAUACCAAAUAAAACAGUUUCAUUUGCGAAUUGAAUCCGAAGGUUCCUAAUGCUGAAGUUAAAGGUUAAUUAAAGGUGAUAAAAAAUCUAGGUGGUUCCAAUUAAUUUCACUUAUGGAGAUGAACUUCCGGGAUUGAUAAAGUUUAUGUUCUGUCGUCAAAUUUUAAUCGAGAGAGAACCAGAGAGAGAGAGAUAAAUCACUAAAUCAAAUGUAAUCGAAAUUAUACUGAAUGGUUCCAAUUCC
Molecule: messenger RNA, 1258 nt
Organism: Wyeomyia smithii (pitcher-plant mosquito)
Lineage: Eukaryota; Metazoa; Arthropoda; Insecta; Diptera; Culicidae
Product: brachyurin-like
Exons: 2
Coding region: 84-968 (294 amino acids)
Biological process (GO): proteolysis
Molecular function (GO): serine-type endopeptidase activity
Source: RefSeq, a predicted model, not a curated record